AUGAAGAAAGAAAACUUCUUCAACGACGAGAAUUCAUGUUUAAAUUCUUCUGAUAAUAGGUAUAAAUCUAUAAUAAAGACUUCAGGGUUACCAGAAAAACUUGAGAAACAUUUAUCUAGUGAAAAAGACCGUGAGCUAGAAUACUUGUAUGAAGAAAAUCGCCAUUUAUUAUUAGAAGUAGCAAAAUUAAGGCGAAUAAAUCAAGUAUUAAAUAAAGAUGUGGUUAAGAAGAAUGAAAUAAUUGAUAACUUAGACUCUAAUCUUGCUGAAGUUGAAGAGCAAUUAAAAAUUGUGAAAAAAAGUCAGCGAAAUCGUGAAUUAUUGAAAGAAGCUUCACUUUUGCAGCCUAAUGUUGGGAAGUCUAAAGAUAAGUUAGAAUCAUGCAAUGGUACUAAUACAACUAAAUACGGGAAUUUUAAUACAGUUGAUAUAAAGCCUAAAUUAACUACUACAAAUACACCUAGACCAAAAUCUAGUACUACAUCGGUUGAAACAAGAUUAUUACAAAAUGUAUUGAUAGAAUCACUCCAUGAACAGCAAUGUGAGAGAAAAGCAUAUCAGGAACUGAAACAUGAAAUUGAGAAAUUACAGAAGGAGGUAUAUAUGAUGCAAAAUGAUAUAAAUAAUACGAAUAAUUCUGUAUUAGAGCAAUCUAAUGUAUUUGCAAGUAAAGUGAAUGAUGAAAUAGAAAAUCAGAAGACAAGAAGCUCAUUAACAUCUUCAACUACUUCUCAAUCCUUAGCCCAAGAACUACUUGAGCCUAUUUCUUCAGAAUCCCUAAAUAAUAAAAUUAUGCCACCAAGAAGUGUUCACUUAUUAAUGGGUGAAACUAUAACUAAUCAUAAUUUGAAACCUGAUGUUAAUACAUCAGACUCUCAAAGAAAAUCCGAAACCAGUAAUUUACUCAAGAACGGAGUCCCAAUCUUACCUGAUAGUUAUUAUUCUUCACAUCCUCCAACUACAUAUAAUUCUUCAGCACCUUACUCUUUCGUAACAAUGAAUUCAUCUGGAUCUCCCAACUAUGUACCUCCAAGUAUGAAUAUUCUUCCUUACUUUACAACUUCUAUACCAAAUAGAUUUCCUAAUGCUGGGUACUCCUUUGUUCCAACUUUAAAUUAUAGUCAACCAAUAAAUAGGAAUUUUAAUCAAUUAAAAUAUCCAGUUCAGUCUUCAAUAUAUCAGACUACAAUACAAUCUAACAAUUGUCAAUAUACAGCAAAGGCUCCUUUAAUAAGAAGAUCUAUUACUCCCUUUCAAACAAGAUAUGGAACCCAUUCAAAUUCUCAAAUACAUGAUAACCUGCAGGUUUUCUCAUCUGUAAAUAAUAUACCAUCUUCUAGUCUACCCUUUUUAUUUGCAGUAAAUCAGUCAAAUAAUAUGAAUAAUUACACUGUUCCCCAUAAUAUUCCCUCAUCUUAUAAACUAACAUUUACACCAAGGUUUAGGAGAAGAAGCUACAAAUCUCCUAUCCCACCUAAUAACAGAUAUCACUCUUUUGAUCCGAUUAGAAGAUGUGGUACAGGGAAUUUAAGAAACGAGAAUAUACAUAAUGCAAAUUUUGGAUCCGAAGAUAGUGUAAAUUCAGGAUAUAUUAAAUUCAAAGCUUCAAUUGUACCUAGUACAGGAUCCGUGACAUCUAUAGAAUCUAAGUACUCACCUUCAACAGUUGAUUCUAGUUCAAGAGUGAGAGUGCCUUCUGGAAUAAGCUCAGGCUACUGCCCUUGCAAUGAAGCAAAAUCAUGCUAUGAACAUUUUCAUUAA
Cryptosporidium muris RN66 is the source of this 1761-nucleotide messenger RNA. RefSeq lists its product as uncharacterized. Lineage: Eukaryota; Apicomplexa; Conoidasida; Eucoccidiorida; Cryptosporidiidae. The transcript has a single exon. Bases 1 to 1761 code for a protein of 586 amino acids. The record is from RefSeq and is a predicted model, not a curated record.